AUGGCUUCCGAGGCGGGCCACCCGCUCAAGGCUUUCCUGCAGCUGCAGCUGGCGUCCGACUCGUCUGCUGUCCUGCACCUGCCCUCUGUCUUCAGCGCCCUCUCCCCCGACUCCUUUUCCCCCUCGCCGCAUCUGCAAAAAUGGACCGCUCGCGUCAAUUCCUUGGUACACGCGCAGGAUUUCGGUGCUCGCUGGGCCGGACUCUGUCUCGCGUACAGGACAGCCGUUCUGUCCAAGCCGGUGAUGCUGGAAUGUGCGCAUAGCUGGAUCGGAGCUGCUUUACCUAUGCUUUCAAAAAAUGAACCGUUGCCCAACUUGAAAGCUGCCAUCAGGCUGCUGAGGUAUAUAUUCUCAGGUGCUACCGACACACCGGAAUUCCAGAGGCAGUUGGUCACGCCCAAUAUCCCAAAAUAUAGCCAGGCCAUCAUUGCCCUGGCGGAAAAGCAGGACGAUGCAGUUCUAAAGAUCCUGGCGUUGAACACGUUGACAAUGCUUGUACCACUGUAUCCCACUUUGCACAAAGCCCUGCACGGCUCCCUGUCUUCCUUGACCCUUCGUUUUCUGAACGGAACGGCACCGACUCCACUAUCAAGUGACCUCGUAAAGGCAGCAUCGCGCCUAUAUGCCGUUCUGCACUAUACCGGAGGCAAGGUCGGCGCCGCCGGUCAAUGGCGAAAGUCGCUAGACGAUACACUGGCUUUCACUUGGAGUGCUUUGAACAGAUUAUUGUCCACAUUCUCGAAUAGCGCCAUGCUCAGCUACACGCAAGACGAACAGGUCUCCGGGCCGAUCGACCAAUCGCUCCGCGCCGUAGAAAAUUCCGCUAUCCCCCUUGUCUGGUCUCUGGGAUGCGACCUUUUGGUGUCCUUCGUGAACUGGUAA
Molecule: messenger RNA, 882 nt
Organism: Gloeophyllum trabeum ATCC 11539
Lineage: Eukaryota; Fungi; Basidiomycota; Agaricomycetes; Gloeophyllales; Gloeophyllaceae
Exons: 4
Coding region: 1-882 (293 amino acids)
Biological process (GO): rRNA processing
Cellular component (GO): nucleus
Source: RefSeq, a predicted model, not a curated record